ACUUUAUCUAACUUCUUGUUUGGGGAAGGGAAAAGACCCAGCUGGGAAAGUAGAGCUGAAAUUGCUCUUGGGAUUGCAAGAGGUUUGUUAUAUUUGCAUGAAGAGUGUGAUACCCUGAUCAUCCAUUGUGACAUAAAGCCACAGAAUGUUCUUCUUGACAACAAUUUCACUGCAAAGAUAGCAGAUUUUGGCCUAGCAAAGCUACUGAUGAAGGAUCAAACUCGAACAAACACCAAUGUAAGAGGAACAAUGGGAUAUAUCGCACCAGAAUGGCUCAAGAAUGCACCUGUAACUACCAAGGUGGAUGUUUACAGCUUGGGGUCAUGUUGCUUGAGAUUAUCUAUUGUAGAAAGCACAUGGAAUUGCAUCCAGCUGAUGAAUCAAAGGAUGUGGAGUACACAAUUCUAACAGAUUGGGUUUUGAGCUGUGUCAGAGCUGCGAACUUAGAAGCCACUGUGAUUCAUGAUUCUGAACUUUUGAGUGAUUACAAGAGGUUUGAGAGGAUGGCUUUGGUAGGAGUAUGGUGCACAUGUUCUAAUCCAACUCUACGUCCAUCUAUGAAGAAGGUUGUUCAGAUGUUAGAAGGAACUGUUGAAGUUGAUGUUCCACCUCUGAUUGAUGCGCAAAUGUUUUAAUUUUUUAUUGUCUUCUGUUUAUGUUUCUAGUUUUGAUUUGCUGGAUUGUGAACUACUUCAUUUUGCAGCAUGAUUAAUAAAACUUCUAAAUUCUCUUUUGCUUAAA
This is a messenger RNA of Quercus lobata, 741 nucleotides long. Its product is annotated as G-type lectin S-receptor-like serine/threonine-protein kinase LECRK2. NCBI's taxonomy places the organism in Eukaryota, Viridiplantae, Streptophyta, Magnoliopsida, Fagales, Fagaceae. The transcript has a single exon. The coding region runs from base 270 to 635 and encodes 121 amino acids. The record is from RefSeq and is a predicted model, not a curated record.